UGACGUAACGUCUCAUGUACACGUCGCUCAAGAUGCGCUUCGCAAAGAUGGCGGAUAAGCGUUAGCCCUAAUGACGCGUACCGCUGCAACAAAACCACGCGCUGUGCUUUAGACUGAAUUUUCGACUUCACCUCACAGGUAUAGUCUUCACUCUUUAGAGAUGCAACCCUCUCCUCGAACUGCACCUCCUGGAGCGUGUGGUACACCACCACCACCACCACCUACCUCUGGUGGUUCAAAUGCUUUCAGAAGAAAUCGACCACACAAGCAUGGCGCAUUGGCCCCCAAUGCAGCAUCAACUCCUCCUCCUCCACAGCCACUGACUGACCCUUUUGCCUUUGGUAGGCAAGGCUCACCAUCUACAAGAGUAAGCAGCCAGACUCCGCCUCUACACAGUAGUCCUCUUCCUAUGCAAGCUACUCUCGCAGCAGGUUUUAACCAGACUGGUCCACCUCUAGGCCCACUAUCAGGAGCACAAGUACCAAUAGCUGGUCCAGUACAUACCUUUUCCAACCCUCAUCCUGGUCCUUCGGGACAUCCAUUAGCCCCUAACCCAGGUUCCACAGAACCUGGCUAUUUCAGCUCCCAAGAACCGAUGCCAUACAUUGCCCAGUUGCCUAACUCUGUCCCUCCUUUCAGUACUAGUACAAUGCAUGCUCCCCCUGCAGCUUUGACUGUACCAGUUCAAAGUACGCCUCUGUUUCCUACACUGCCUGCUACAUCCCAUUCUGGGCCUGAUCAUGGUAGUCGUCCUCCUUCCGUUCAAAAUUACUUUCAGCCAACCAGUGAUACACCACAGUCUUUUCAUCCACAUAUUCAGGCACAGGGUCUUCCAUCUGUCCCCUUGCCCCAUCCUGGCCCUUUUCAGUCACACACUCAGAAUCAUAGUCAGUCAGCCAUAAAUAUGGGUGAGCCAGCCAUUUCCCAGCAACAAAACUCUCACUUUUCCACCCAGGGUUAUUUCAGUCAGACCGGUGGUGUCCCAGAGCCAUGGUUUAAUCAGGUUCCACAGGACCCCAUGCAGCGUUCCGGCCCUGUUCCACAUAAUGUUCCUUUUACUGACCCUGGAACACUGUCUAUGUUCUUUCAUGGAAAUGAUGUAGAAAAUGUAGAGACUCUUUCUGGAGAGGGCCAUGUCAAUGGAGUCUCACACCCUCCACAAAGCAGGGAAGUAAAUGAAAUGCUUAAUCCCUCUUUAAAUGAAACUGUGAAUGUCAAAAUGACUGCUGGCCCAUGCGACUCAGUUGAGAAUCUGGAAUGUGUUCCAAAUCAGGAAGUUUUACCUAAUGAACCACCAUCAACUCCUGCAUAUGAGGCAGGGCCUAACUUAGAAACACCUGACUCUGCAUCUCGUCCUGCACGAUCUGCAAGUGUCUCAUCCAGCUAUAGCAAUGUCAGUCACAGUAGUGGUCAUGCCCCCCACAGUAGCAGUCACCCUCCUCGACGACAUCAGGGAGUUGUUGGGACGUUUAUCCAACAAGAAAGCCCCCGGCCUCCUGAUGCACCAGCAUCCCACCCUUCUGCUGGUGGUUACUUUGAACAGAUUGAUUCCGCUCCUGCUCCAGAGCUAAGUCCUACUUUCCCCACACCCAGCCCUCCAAAGCCAGUUGGGGUGUUCCAGGCUAGUGCUAACUCUUCCUUUGAGCCUGUGCGAUCCCACGUAGUAGGAGUUAGACCUGCUGAAGUUGAUCGUGCUAGAAUGGUAAUGGAAAAAAGAUCUGAUAUAUUACCUGGCAACUUGGAGCAGCCCCCAGACAAUAUGGAGACUAUCUACUUUCCCGGAGGACAAGAUCGCAGGCCUUCGUCUCGAGCUCAGGGGUCACGAAGACCCAGUGAUAGUCCUGCUACAACCCUCUGGGCUCAAAGUGAUGCAGCUAGUCUUGGUGCAAAUAUACUUUUGGCACCUGCAGCACCUCCUCUUGCUACAACUACAGCUUCAUCAUGUCAACAAACUACUGAGAUUAUUCAGCCACCAGAAGAUGUGCCUCUGGAUCUUCAGCCUCCUAGGGCACUUCCACAGCCUCCCUCUGAGAACCUUGAGAACCCACCUGAUUCAGCCACUCAGGCAAGUUUGGGCUAUGCCUCUUUGUUAGUGUCCACACCUCCCACAGAGGCUUUAAACCAGUCUGUUUUGAUUGCCACACCUUCAAAUUAUGCUGUGAUUUCUCCUCAAUUGCCUGUCCAAUCAACCAAUCAAAUGAGUCCUAAGGAAACAAAUAUGCCUGUUCAGCCACCCUCUCAAGCCCAAGUGGCCAGCCAAUUGCCACAGGGUUCCUACUCAGCCAAUCACCCGCCUCCUCUUUUCUCUCAAACACCAAUCAGCUUUCAUUCACCUUUAAGCCAGAGUUCGACACGAGAAGUCCAAGAUGCGCAAAUUCCUCUCCAACCGGCCCAGCCUACUACUUUGAAGGCCCAGUCACCGAAAAAUGACUGCGAAUCGCUUCCACCUUCCAAAUCACAAAUUCCUUCAUGUGCUUCUGCCAUCAAUCAGAAUCAUCGCUCAAAUUAUGAACUGCUUGAUUUUUCUAUGCACCAAACACAGAGCACAAAUCAGGCCCCUUUUUCAGCUCCUGUUCCUGCCCCUGCCCCUGCUCCAGUAAAUAAUGCAGCUGGCUUUUACUUGCAGGUCACCAAAGAUUCACAGCAAGGGGCACGAGUGCAAAGUGAGCCUCCACUUCAGCCACCAACCUCGAAUCCCCCUAGAGCUCCUAGUAAUCAAUCUAGUAAUGGCCCCUCUGGUCCCUCUAAUCCAACUCAUCCAGCUUCACAAUAUUAUCCUGCCCCACACGCUACACCUGUUUCUCAAGCCACAUCAUCCUCCACAUAUCUUCCACAAUCUGGCGAUUCUGUUAAUACACAUGACCCCCAGCGUCCCCCAUCUUCACUUGGGAGUCAGCAUGGCUUUGGUGUGCCACCUCCCAUGCCUCCUGCACCUGGAUUUAGCAGCUACUACCCAGAGUACCAAGAUGGAAGACAUCCUUUCCCACCUCCAGACCCAAGGGUUCAGAACUACUACCAGGAUGACGCGUAUAGAAGAGGAGAUCCACCGUAUGGCCGGUACAAUGGACCAAACCCUGGUUAUCGGGAGGCAGACCGACAGCCAGAGAGGCCAAGUUCUAGGACCAGUCAGUACUCUGACCGACCCAACUCCAGGCAGGGGUAUGCAGAAGAUUACCCCAGGUCUAAUCGCAGUGCCUAUGAAGAAUACUAUGCAAAUUACUAUAAGUUCAUGGAUCAGAACAGGUGGUAUGACCCCAAUGCUAUGUAUGACCCCCGAUAUCGAGGCUACUAUGAUCAGACUUAUGGUUGGUAUAAUUAUGACCCUGAAGCCUACGGGAGAGCUGACCCCUACUUUAGCCAACAGUAUUCCAACAGGCGUGAAGGCUAUGAUGACCCAUGGCGUUACUAUCCUGGCUACGAUGCAAGUUUCGAUGAUGACUGUCGUCGUCGGGACACAUACGGAGAUGAGUUGGAGCGGCGGUCUGUCCACAGCGAGAGAUCGACACACAGCCGCCGCAGCAGCUUCAGCUCUCGCUCACAGCAGAGUCAGGUGUACAGGAGUCAGCCGGAUCUUGUUGCUGCGAGUUAUGAAGCAACAGCGACCACAAUGCCUGCAGAUUAUUCCUAUUCUCAGUUUCCAGAGCAGACAGACACCCUGAAUUACAGCCAGUAUAAUGCUGAGAACUCCACAUGGGCUGCCCCUGAACAAGCUCCUCCAAGGCCACUGACUCCGGAGAAGUACGCGGCUCCUCACUGUUGUGCUCGCUUUGGGCCAGCAGGUCAGCUGAUCUUUGUUCAGCCCAACCUGCCCUCGGCCGGGCAGCCUGCCCUUGUUGAGAUUCAUAGCAUAGAGACCAUGAUGCAGGAUUUUCCAGAGCAGGCAGAGUUACGUGCCUUCCCAGGGCCACUUGUCAAGGAGGAAACCCAUAAAGUGGACGUUAUAAAGUUUGCCCAGAAUAAAGCUCAGGAGUGCCUGCGCAACGAUGACCUCAUUGACAAAGACUCCGCCUUCCUCAUCUGGGAAUUCAUCGUACUGCUGUGUCGACAAAAUGGGACGGUAGUUGGCACGGACAUAGCUGAUCUCUUGCUGAAGGAACAUCGUUCUGUGUGGUUGCCGGGCAAAUCACCCAACGAGGCAAACCUGAUUGACUUCAACAAUGAGGCACUGGAGCGGGCAGAGGAGGAGGGGACAGGGCCACUCUCACUUUUAUCGGACACCUUCAUGGGCGUGGCAGAAAAUGUUGGCAAAGAGACUGAACGCUUCCGAGAGCUGCUGCUCUUUGGGCGGAAAAAGGAUGCUCUUGAGGCCGCUAUGAAAAACGGGCUUUGGGGCCACGCCCUGCUCUUGGCCAGUAAAAUGGACAACCGAACACAUGCACGAGUCAUGACCAGGUUUGCCAACAGUCUUCCCAUUAACGAUCCACUGCAGACGGUCUACCAGCUCAUGUCAGGCAGGAUGCCUGCUUCUGCCUCGUGUUGUGGGGAUGAGAAGUGGGGCGACUGGCGUCCUCACUUAGCCAUGGUUCUUUCCAACCUUACACAUGCACUCGACUUGGACACACGCACCAUCUCGACCAUGGGAGACACGCUCGCUUCUAAAGGUCUGCUUGAUGCUGCACAUUUCUGUUACUUAAUGGCUCAAGUGGGUUUGGGGGUCUUUACCAAGAAGAGCACCAAGAUAGUCCUCAUUGGCUCCAACCACAGUCUUCCGUUUGCAAAGUUUUGUUCUACAGAAGCUAUCCAGAGGACAGAAGCGUAUGAGUAUGCACAGUCACUCGGUUCACAGCCUCUUUCACUGCCAAAUUAUCAAGUGUACAAGUUCAUCUACGCAUGUCGUCUGGCAGAGGCGGGCCUUUGUGCUCAGGCAUUUCACUACUGUGAGGUCAUUUCCCGAGCACUUCUAACCUUGCCUACAUACCAUUCACCUGUUUUCAUCAGUCAGAUUAUACAGAUGUCUGAGCGAUUAAGGUUUUUUGACCCCCAGCUGAAGGAGAAGCCAGAGCAAGAGCUCUUCCAGGAGCCUGAAUGGCUACUGCAUUUAAGAACACUCAGUAGCCAGAUCAAGGAUGGUGUGAUAAUGUUGCGCACAGAUCGCAGUACUCCUCAGCCAUCUGCCUGUACUACGCCAAGCUCAGAGGAACAAGCUAGUCCUGUUGAAACUUCAACUUUUAACUCUGACCCUCACAACCCAUUAAUGAGCACACUGAUGCCCCAGCUUGGCCCUUCUGCACCGGGGGUGCAGCUCAUGCCACCAGCUCCAACUGCUAUUUUGCAAGAUGGGUCUGUUUCUCUGCAGCACGGCUCUCCCCCAAAUGAGGGUGUCCCAUUUAACUCUGCAGUCACUGCGCCUCCCCAGCCUGGCUACAUCCCUCAAUACCAGACUGAGGACCAGGGACCAUACUCAUCUUUGCCAGCCCAAAGUCCCACUCUUCCACCCCCCAACAUGCCUCCCCAAAUUCCCCAAUACACACCCAUGGAAAUUCCACCUCAGCUGCCUCCUCAAACACCAUCUCAAAUGUCUCCCCACAUGUCCCCCCACUUUUCUCCCCAUAUGCCUCCUCAUAUGCCUCCUCAUAUGUCCCCCCAUCUGCCUCCCCAUAAUCCACACCAGGUUCCUGGAGUAAAUCCUACACCUACUCCUCCAUCUCCACAGCAGCUCCAGCCUUCUUCACCUUCCCAUGGUCCACCUUCUCACAUGGACUUCUAUGACAACAUGGCACAGAUGAGUACAGGAAGAAGAUCCAGAACGACAUCACAAUCUUCAGUGCACAGGAUGCCUGGACGUCGCUCACGCACUACGUCAGAGUCAUCCACUCAUUCGACAGGACGGGAGCGCAGCAACUCUUUAGCCAAUCAAAGCUCUCCUCCUCCACCAAUACCAGAGGCCCCUGUUCAGGAAGCACCUAAGAAAAACAAGAAAGACUCUCCCAAAAAGGGAGGAGGUGGAGGCAUCUUCGGCUGGAUAUACCGAAGGGGAAAGAAUGAAGUUCAUUUGCCAGAUGACAAGAACAAAUCUAUUGUUUGGGAUGAAACGAAGCAGAAAUGGGUGAAUCUGGAUGAACCAGAAGAGGAGAAAAAGCCUCUUCCUCCUCCACCAUCAAUGUUCCCAAAUGCUCCAAUGGGGGGCAACAUGGGGGGCGGACCACCAAGCGGACCAGCUGCAGGGCCAUCUGUUAAUAUGUUUUCCAGGAAAGCAGGUACUAGGGCUCGGUAUGUGGACGUGUUUAAUUCGGGUCGUCGGAACUCCAACCCUGCACCUGCUGUCGCUCCACCUGCCGAUCUGUUUGCUCCUCUUGCACCCAUGGCCAUGCCAGCGAACCUCUUCGUUCCCACUGCAGCACCAGACGAUCGACAACCAAUGGAGGGAAGUGUUCCAGACAGCAAUGGAAAUACAGAACACAUUCAGCCCAAUGCUACAGGUCCACAGAUGUUUAAUCCAACUAUUUUGCCCUCGGGUCCGGAAGGUGCUCAUUCUGGAGAGCUCUCACGUUCUAGUUCAAUGAGUUCUUUAUCACGAGAAGUGAGUCGGCAUUUAAACCAGGUCCCUACAGAAAUACCGGCCCAGGGACCUCCGCCCACCGGGGGCGUGACUUUCUAUAACCCCUCCCAGUUUGCACAGGCCAUGCCCCCAGCUCGUUCUCGUCUAGGCCGGCUGGGACAGCGCGAGUACCCAACACUGAAAUAGAUGUCCACAGAUCAAUCUGUGUUGGUUUAUUUUUACAUCUCAUCAGACUGAAUUAAUCCAGAAUUGGACAAAUACCGGCAUCUGGCCUUGCAGUUUUCAUCAUCAUCGUUGUACUCUUAUUUUACCUUGCUUCACAAAAACCCUAAAAAAAGAGCUGUGGAUUCCUUUCAUCUCUGUCUUUUCUUUUGUCCUGUGUUUUACUGGAUUGGUCCUAUACCAGUGUAAUCUUUAAGUGCAAUAAUUGUUUAGCUUUCAGUUAGACUUUCCUAACUAACUGCAUUUCAACAUCUGUGUUUGUGUGUGUGUGUGUGCAUGUGUGUGUAAGAGAGAAAUAAAGAGGGGAGUGCCAUUGGGAUGGAGACAGCGCGCACCUUGCCUGUUUUCAUCAUCGGAAAGGUCGUUGGGAGAUUUUAGAUAUUUAUUAAGGCUUUCUAUCGGAACGAGACAAACUUUUUUUUCUUUUUUUUUUAAUAAUCACCAAUCCCAGAUCUGUAUAUUUCCGAAUGAAUAUUUAUGAGCUGUCUGUAGUGUGUCCUUGUUCUCCUGAUUCAACUUUUGAUUUGCAUAUGUUUGUGAUUUAUAUUGAGUUCUCCAUAUUUCACUGCUUAGAUUACUUAAUUAUUUUUUUUUUAUUAAUGAUUUUUUUUCCUUCUUAAUCCUUUCUCAUAAAAACCCAAUCGCCGCUAGUCUCGUUCCUUUGGUCACUGCUAGGGAUUGUCUUUUUGUAAUCUCAAAGGAUUCACAACCUCUUUGAAGGAAGCCUGGACUUUUCCAUUGUGUUUCAAAUUCAAUGUAAAAUUACUCAACAGAAAAAAAGAAUAAACAUAUUUUUGAGCUCUUUA
Silurus meridionalis is the source of this 7527-nucleotide messenger RNA. RefSeq names its product SEC16 homolog A, endoplasmic reticulum export factor (gene sec16a). The transcript is spliced from 31 exons. Gene Ontology annotation, cellular component: endoplasmic reticulum exit site; ER to Golgi transport vesicle membrane. The coding region runs from base 161 to 6685 and encodes 2174 amino acids. The record is from RefSeq and is a predicted model, not a curated record. Gene Ontology annotation, biological process: COPII vesicle coat assembly; autophagy; Golgi organization. Lineage: Eukaryota; Metazoa; Chordata; Actinopteri; Siluriformes; Siluridae.